Molecule: messenger RNA, 2422 nt
Organism: Guillardia theta CCMP2712
Lineage: Eukaryota; Cryptophyceae; Pyrenomonadales; Geminigeraceae
Exons: 5
Coding region: 223-2379 (718 amino acids)
Source: RefSeq, a predicted model, not a curated record
UCAUCUAGUAGGGAGGGAGGCAACGACAGGGAGCAGAGAGGUAGAGGAGGAGAAGCAAAGGGAGGGAAGGAGGAGGAGAGAGGAGAAGAGAUGUCCUAGGAGAUCACAAGCUCAUCCUCGCUGAACCCAUCUGUUCCCAGACAUUGAGCUGGCCUUGUUGCUCGGAUCGUCGGGAAGUGAACAGGAUCGAACUGCAGUCUGAACCCCGUCCUGCGGCAACAGAUGUCUUUACAUGGCUGCCAGGAGGACAGCACGAUCACAGCGUUGCUGAGCUCACCGAGGUCCUUGCUGGCAUGCGAGAGGCAGGGUUACACCCCCGAGCAGCUGCUGUACCGAGGAGAAGAGGAGUUCCACGAUGCGCAGGCCGGUAGAGAGGUCUCCUUCCUCCGGUUCGAGCAUGCCGAGCUCGGGCGCCGGAGGAGGUUGAGGGAGGUGCUGAAUGAGUACGACAUGGUGUGCCGGGAGGACAUGCGGGAUGGCGACGAUGUGAGGCACCAGGGGCUGCCGUCGAGCCUAAUCCAGCUGAGCGCGAGGUCGUACGAGAAGGAGUUUGAGAUCCUCAAGAUGAAGCUGAGGGAGCAGAUCGCGGACGUGAUACGUGAGGACCUGAAGAAGGAGCUCGAGAGGAGCUCGCAGCACCAUCAUCCUCGUCCCUCCUCUCCAGCCAACGACAAGUCCAAGGGGCCCGCAGCUGGGGAGGGCAAGUCUGCCAAGUUCAAACCUCCUCCGCUGGUAAGGAAGCAGUCGGAGAACGCAGCGAGAAUGCAGAGAGAGCGAGAAGAGCAGCAGAAGCGGAACAUCCAGAUAAAGGAGGAGCGAAGGCUGGCAGCUCUCGAGAGGAAGAAGCACGAGCUGCAGGAGGAGAACGAGAGGAAGCGGACUGAAUUCCAGCUGAGGCUGUCCUCUGCGCAGGACGCGCUAAGGGACCACCAGAUGAAGCAGGAGAUGAUGCUGGACGAGAAGAUGAAGAAGAACGAGGUACAAAGGAAGAAGUUCGAAGAGGAGCGGAGGGAGGAGAUGGAGAAGAGGAAGCACAUCCUGCAGAUACGGCAGGACCGAGUGCAGCAGGCGAUCAGCGAGCUGGACAGCCGAGAGGAGGUAAAGAUCAGCAAGCUGAAGCAGAAGGAGGAAGAGGCCGGGAAGCGCCUGCAGGCUCUCCGGCAGAACAGAGGCGCGAGCUCGGAGCAGAGGAGGAGGGAAGCGGAGUACAAGGAGCAGCGGCGGCAGGAGAUACUGAUGAGGGCGGAGUAUGACAAGGAGGCGCGGAAACAGCAUCUGAUAGAGAGGCAACUGCAGGAUGAGAUACAGAUUCAGCAUCAGAAGGAGAAGAAGGAAAGGGAGAGGAGGCUGCACGUGGAGUUGGAGAGGCAGCGGAAGCAGGAGAGGAUGGAGGCGAUCGAGCGGUACCGGCGCAUGGAGGAGUACAAGAGGAAGCAGCAAGCAGAGAGGAUCGAUGAGGAGACUCGGGCGAUCCAGCAGCGGAAGUCAGACAUGAAGAGACUGCACGAGUUCAUCCUGGCGGAGAAGCGAGAGAGGGAGCACCUGAAGAAGCUCAUGGUCGACAGCGUCAGGCACUUCGCCGUGACGCGCGUGUGGAGCGUGCCAGAGGAGGUCAGCUCGGAGAUCGACUACAACGAGAUCAAGUCCGCCAUCCAGGAAGAGUUCUGGAGCCAGAGGACGGGAUCGCAUGCGCUGAGGGACCAGGAGAGCAGAGACGUUCUCAAGCCGGCUCCUCCUUCUACAGCGCCGGGGCAUGCUCGUCAGGUCUUCGUUACCCAGGAAGCAGAAGGCUCGUGGAGCAGGGGGGAUACUCGGGAUCGCCUCGACCAUCACCCGAGACUAGUCGACCCAAGGGAGGCACAGGGAAGGUAUCUUCCUCCUGCUCCUGCUCCUCCCCUUGUGCAGCAGCAGAAGCAGCGCCCCAAGUCUGCUCACGUCAGUUCGACUCGCGUGGUCCUGUCAAAUUCAGGUCACCCACUCAAUGGGAUCGCUCCUCUUGCUCCGCAUCCAGACCACAGGGAGAUCGAGGAGGGGCGAGAGCGUGAGAUAAGGAGUUUCAGGCAACCGGCGAAAAAGCUUCGAAAGAAGAAGAGGAUCAAGAAUGGGUUCGCGCAAACUCCGCUCCUGCCUGCUCCUAUCAUGCAUGUGGUCGAGAGCCUUCGAAAGAUUCAGAACUUGGAGCUGACACGCAUGAUUCAACUGGAGGAGGAGCAGGAGAAGCGGCGAGAGAAGAUGUACGAGAUGGCUGAAGAUGAAGACAGGACGGAGUUGAAGAGAAUCUUUGAGAAGGAGAGGAGGAGAGGAGCUCAAGAGAUUAUGAAGAUGACUGCCGCACACGAGGAGCAUCUUGCUAAUUUAUUAACACAACAUGUGCGAUGAUUAGAAUUCAUGUGAAAAAAGUCAAGUAAAAAUUGAAUAACAC